AUGGUGUCUGGUAACAGCACAGAGUUGCAUCCCCACACUUUUCUUCUCCUGGGAAUUCCAGGACUAGAAGACGUGCAUACCUGGAUUGGGUUUCCAUUUUGUGUUGUGUAUUUGACGGCUCUUCUGGGAAACAUCACCAUUUUAUUUGUAAUCCAUUCUGAGCACAGUCUCCAUCAGCCCAUGUUCUACUUCCUGGCCAUUCUGUCAUCCAUUGACCUGGGCCUGUCCACAUCCACCAUCCCCAAAAUGCUGGGCAUCUUCUGGUUUGACCUGAGAGAAAUCACAUUUGAAGGCUGUCUCAUCCAGAUGUUCUUCAUCCACAUGUGUACAGGCAUGGAGUCAGCUGUGCUCUUGGCCAUGGCGUAUGAUCGCUAUGUGGCCAUCUGUAACCCUCUUCGCUACACACUGGUGCUGACUAACAAGGUGGUAUCAGUCAUAGCGCUGAUCAUCCUCCUGGUACCUUUCUCCUUAACUAUGCCUUUUAUUCCCCUCAUCCUCAGACUGCCUUUCUGUGGCCAUCACAUCAUCCCCCACACAUACUGUGAGCACAUGGGCCUUGCCCGUCUGGCCUGUGCCAGCAUCAAGGUCAACAUCAUCUAUGGCUUAUAUGCCAUCUCUAACAUGAUGGGUGAUAUCUUAGCCAUUGCCCUCUCCUAUGUGCAGAUCCUCCGUGCUGUCUUUCGCCUUCCUUCCAGGGAUGCCCGACUCAAGGCCCUCAGCACCUGUGGCUCCCACGUCUGUGUCAUGCUGGCCUUCUACACACCUGCAUUCUUCUCCUUCAUGACCCACCGGUUUGGCAGAAAUGUUCCUCAAUACAUCCAUAUUCUUCUUGCCAACUUUUAUGUUGUUAUCCCACCUGCUCUCAAUCCAGUUAUUUAUGGUGUUAGAACUAAGCAGAUUAGAGAGAAGGUAAUUAUGAUUUUUAGAAGCAAAUGA
Perognathus longimembris pacificus (Pacific pocket mouse) is the source of this 936-nucleotide messenger RNA. RefSeq names its product olfactory receptor 52E1-like. The transcript has a single exon. Gene Ontology annotation, molecular function: olfactory receptor activity; G protein-coupled receptor activity. Gene Ontology annotation, biological process: G protein-coupled receptor signaling pathway. The coding region runs from base 1 to 936 and encodes 311 amino acids. NCBI's taxonomy places the organism in Eukaryota, Metazoa, Chordata, Mammalia, Rodentia, Heteromyidae. Gene Ontology annotation, cellular component: membrane. The record is from RefSeq and is a predicted model, not a curated record.